Poeciliopsis prolifica (blackstripe livebearer) is the source of this 4800-nucleotide messenger RNA. RefSeq names its product discoidin domain receptor tyrosine kinase 2a (gene ddr2a). Lineage: Eukaryota; Metazoa; Chordata; Actinopteri; Cyprinodontiformes; Poeciliidae. The record is from RefSeq and is a predicted model, not a curated record. Bases 172 to 2766 code for a protein of 864 amino acids. Gene Ontology annotation, biological process: multicellular organism development; cell surface receptor protein tyrosine kinase signaling pathway; protein phosphorylation. The transcript is spliced from 17 exons. Gene Ontology annotation, molecular function: ATP binding; protein tyrosine kinase collagen receptor activity; collagen binding. Gene Ontology annotation, cellular component: signaling receptor complex; membrane.
CAUCAGCCGAGUGAGUCCUGCUGAAGGCAGCUGACAACUGGACGACGGAGGACCGAAACAUCCAGCUGCCACGCUCCUACUGGAAUAAACUAAACCAAUCUAUGAGCAAAUGGUCUGAAGACAAAGAAAGGCAAAAAGUUGUGGACGCCUGUCUGUUUUCGUGUGUUCACGAUGAUGAGGCACCUGUCAGACACUCACUUCCUCCCGCUCGUUGUCAUCCAGCUGCUGGGAACCGUCACAUCGCAGGUCAACCCAGGUGUGUGUCGAUACGCUCUGGGGAUGUCGAGUGGGCAGAUACCGGAUGAGGACAUCUCUGCCUCCAGUCAGUGGUCUGAGUCUACCGCUGCCAGAUACGGCAGGUUGGACGGUGAGGAGGGAGACGGCGCCUGGUGUCCGGAGAUAACUGUUGAACCAGACCACCUGAAGGAGUUCCUGCAGAUCGACUUGCGUUCGCUCCACUUCAUCACCCUUGUGGGCACACAGGGCCGUCACGCUGGAGGAAUGGGCAACGAGUUUGCCCAGAUGUACAAGAUUAAGUACAGUCGUGAUGGCAGUCGCUGGAUCUCAUGGAAGAACAGGCAGGGAAAACAGGUGAUUGAGGGCAACAGGAACACGUACGACAUCGCACUCAGGGACAUGCAGCCGCCCAUCAUCGCUCGUCUGGUCCGCUUCAUGCCUGUCAUAGACCACUCCAUGAACGUCUGCAUGAGAGUGGAGCUCUACGGCUGUGAGUGGCUCGAUGGCCUGGUUUCGUACAACGCUCCUGCAGGACAACAGAUGAACCUUCCUGCUUACACUGUUUACCUCAACGACUCGGUCUACGAUGGAGCAGUCAUCUACAGUAUGACAGAGGGCUUAGGCCAGCUGACCGACGGCGUUUGUGGAGAAGACGAUUUCACUCUCAGCCACGUCCACAACGGAUGGCCCGGGUACGACUACGUGGGCUGGAACAACGAGAGCUUCCCCGGUGGAUCCGUCGAGAUCAUGUUCGAGUUUGACCGCAUACGAAACUUCACCUCCAUGAAGGUCCACUGCAACAACAUGUUCUCCCGACGCGUCAAGGCCUUCCAGCAGGUGGUUUGCCACUUCCGCUCCGACUCCGACUGGGAGACAACGCCGCUCGCCUUCAGCCCCGUGGAGGACGAGAAGAAUCCCAGCGCCCGCUUCAUCACCGUCAAGCUGGCCAAUCACAUGGCCAGCGCCAUCAAGUGCCAGUUCCACUUUGCUGACGCCUGGAUGCUGUUCAGCGAAAUCACCUUCCAGUCAGAUACAGCCAUGUACAACACAACGCCGCCUUCCACUCCUAAGCCAGGCACCUCUCCUCCUCCCUCAUCAGAAGACGACCCAACCCAUAAAGUAGAUGACAGCAACACUCGCAUUCUGAUUGGCUGUUUGGUGGCCAUCAUAUUCAUCCUUGUUGCCAUCAUUGUCAUCAUUUUGUGGAGACAGGUGUGGCAGAAGAUGCUGGAAAAGGCCUCUCGUCGGAUCCUGGACGACGAACUAACUGCAAGCUUGUCGAUACAGAGCGAGACGUUCAGCUACAAUCACACCGGCAACCGGCCAGGCACAACCGGCGAACAGGAGUCCAAUUCCACCUACGAACGCAUCUUCCCUCUGGGCCCAGACUACCAGGAGCCGUCGCGCCUCAUAUGUAAGCUGCCGGAGUUUGCACAGAGCUCAGAGGAACCUGCUUCGGCCGCCACUGCAGUUUCAAAGUCCACAACUCAAACUGUGGUGCAGGACGGCGCCCCCCACUACGCAGAGGCAGACAUCGUCAACUUGCAAGGCGUCACCGGAGGCAACACGUACGCCAUCCCCGCGGUGACAAUGGACCUGUUGUCCGGGAAGGACGUCGUUGUGGAGGAGUUCCCGCGAAAACUGCUCACAUUUAAGGAGAAGCUGGGGGAGGGCCAGUUUGGAGAGGUGCAUCUUUGUGAAGCAGAGGGAAUGCAGGAGUUCAUAAAUGAGGACUACUUAUUUGACGUCCCAGAGGGCCAGCCAGUGCUGGUGGCUGUGAAGAUGCUCCGCUCAGAUGCCAACAAGAAUGCAAGGAAUGACUUCCUGAAAGAGAUAAAGAUCAUGUCGCGUCUGAAGGACCCCAACAUCAUUCGUCUGCUCGCCGUGUGCAUCUACAGCGACCCGCUCUGUAUGAUCACAGAGUACAUGGAAAAUGGAGACCUCAACCAGUUUCUGUCCCGCCACGAACCCGAGGGACAACUCGCUCUCCUCAGCAACGCACCGACUGUCAGCUUCAGUGAUCUGUGCUACAUGGCCACCCAGAUAGCCUCGGGGAUGAAGUACCUCUCCUCCCUGAACUUUGUCCAUCGAGACUUGGCCACACGGAACUGCUUGGUGGGGAAAAACUACACAAUAAAGAUAGCUGACUUCGGCAUGAGCAGAAACUUGUACAGUGGCGACUACUACCGCAUCCAGGGCAGAGCGGUGCUGCCCAUACGCUGGAUGUCAUGGGAGAGCAUCCUGCUGGGUAAGUUCACCACGGCGAGUGACGUCUGGGCCUACGCCGUGACGCUGUGGGAGAUCCUGAACUUCUGCAAGGAGCAGCCGUACUCCCAGCUCACCGACGAGCAGGUGAUAGAAAACACAGGGGAGUUUUUCAGGGACCAGAAGCGACAGAUCUACUUGCCUCAACCUGUGCUGUGUCCGGACUCUCUCUACAAGAUCAUGCUGAACUGCUGGAGGAGGAACGCCAAGGAGCGGCCCUCCUUCCAGGAAUUACACAGAGCCCUGGUGGAUUUACAGCCUUAAGCCUGCGUAGUGUUUAAGACACUUUAGAGUCUGCGCAAAUCUCUGGAGGAAGGGAUGCCGCAGGAUGUCCAGGUUUAAGCUAUGCUCCUAUUCAACAGAGACAGGAUGGGAGGCCACCUGCUGGCUCCAAGAUACAUUUUCGAGGACUGAAUACUCUUAAGUUGAUCUGUAUUCCAGUUAAUGCAAAGGUUUUAUUUUUAUGAAGCAUAAAUUUAGACAAAGUACUUUAUCACAGUUUGCAGAGAGAGGCAUGGACUGCUUCUGGGUGUGGAGGAGGCCAACAUUUAAAUGUAGCAAGAGACAUUUGGCACUUUCAAAACUAAACACUAAAAGUAGGGAGACUUGUGUCUGGACAUUUCUUUCUUUGUUGCAGAAUUUUUCUUGGCAAAAAAAAAAAAAAAUCUCAUACCUGUUUAUGUUCCCUACACUGGUGCCACAUUCGAAAGGAAAACGCAUUUAUGCAUUUAUGCAGGGUUGAGUAUUAGCGUACCGCGAAGUCGUCAGAAGUUUAUCAGAGUCUGGAUACAGGCAGGUUGGCUUGACCCGCCUGCAGGCCUGACUUCAGAUCCACUGAACGCUUGUGGGACGAGGUUGGGUGUAAUAAAUAGGCCAAAAUCACCAAAAUAACCUCAUCGUCCAAUUUAAGACAUGACAAGGAUGUGCCAGCAUGUUAAAGUGGAAACAUGUUUUGUUUUUUCACACCUUCAUUCUCCAGUCCAACAGAUGACAUCAAACAGGAGUCAAUAACAAAAUAUACUGAAGAGACAAUUUAACUUGUAUUUUUUUAUUUGUAUUAUUCUUACAAAUGUGGCCCCAUUUAAAGCGAAAUAAACAGGCUUUGGAGUGGAAUAGGAUUUGCAGCCAAUUGGCCAGACCUGACUUUCCGUACUGCUUCUGUUUGGUUAAUGUCUAAAUGCAAUGUGUAAUCAGUGGUUCAUAUAUCUCAUGUUACAGUGUUGUUUGAAAUACUGCUUUCUUGUCUUUUCUUUUGGAAGACUGCUUGAAUGUAGACAGGGAAAGUGCAGAGUCAACGGUUACUUUCAUAUUUGAUUAUAUUUGAAUAGUUUCAUUAUGUUCAGAAAAACUUCAUACAUGCAGAGUAAAAAUAAACAAUGAGUGUAUUUGUUUCCAUCUCCCUGCCAUUUUCCUGAAGUAGUGUUGACAAGUGUACAUGACUGUGUAUUUUCAAUAGACAUGUUUAAAUUUCAUGUAUCAUUCCUUUUGUAUCAGUAUUUAUAUAUUGACUUUGUGUUUAUGACUUGUUUAUAGUUGUGCGUAAGAAUAUGCACUCAAACCAGAGUGUCAUUGCAGCAUUUCUUCUUCAUUGAUUUGUGUAUGUUUUAUUUCUGUUGCGAAAUCUGCUGCGACAUCCUUUUGUCUGCAGUUGAACAUGCUUUGAAGAAAUCCUGUUGGAACUAUGUGCUGGGUCGUUGCUGUGUGUUGAUUCAAAGCGUGUGUGUGCAGCAGGUGUGAUUAGAAAGUGUUUUCUGCAAGGAUCCAAUGCAAUCGGGAAAAGAGAAAAGUUUGAUCGAAGUAUUUUGCAGAAGAAGGGCAUGAAAAAGAAAACGCCUUCGGAUGUCCAUCCGUUCUUUUUACAGACGCAUUAGAAAAGGGUCACAAGUUGGGAAAGUCAGGUUCUAGAUGUCCAGCUAUUUCUUGUUGUCGCCUGAAGCAGAAAAAAUGAGGAGUUUCACCAUAACAACAAAUUUUCUUGGAUGGUUGCAAAGGGCAUGGUUGAUGAAAAUCAACUUUAAGUGCAUUAGUUUAGAGCUCAUCUUUUACUGGUGCGUCUGGACUUCAUGCACCAGUAAUGAAGUGUUUUUUUCUGUACUUGUACUUGCUUCAUGCUUUUAACGCUAAACACAAGCCCAGUCGUCUCACCCGUGAAAGACAAUUGCGAUUCGUUUCCUGCUUUGCAGGUCAAGCUCAGGUUCAAAUUGAUACACAAUUCAUUGCAUUUAUUCUCCUUUCAAUAUUGUUAGAAGCGCAAAAACAAUAUGUAAAAACAUCUGAAUAAAGUACUAGUUACUUUCA